This is a messenger RNA of Cryphonectria parasitica EP155, 750 nucleotides long. Its product is annotated as alpha/beta-hydrolase. Lineage: Eukaryota; Fungi; Ascomycota; Sordariomycetes; Diaporthales; Cryphonectriaceae. Bases 1 to 750 code for a protein of 249 amino acids. Gene Ontology annotation, molecular function: hydrolase activity. The transcript has 3 exons. The record is from RefSeq and is a predicted model, not a curated record.
AUGGCCUCCAACCCUCCCGCGCAGUGCUGCACCGUCGGUGUCAAGCAUGAAGGCGAGCCCACCGGCACCACAAUCAAGGUCGGCCAGUACGACGCCUAUGUCGCCGAGCCUAAGGGCAAGAAGCACGAGGGCGCCGCACUGCUGUACGUCCCGGAUGUCUUUGGCAUCUGGCAGAACUCUCAGCUGAUGGCCGACCAAUUCGCCGCCAACGGCUACUACACCAUCAUCGUCGACAUCUUCAACGGCGACGCCCUCUCGCUCGAGCGUCCCAAGGAUUUCGACCUCAAGAAGUGGCUCACCCAGGGUUCCGACGGCAAGAACCCCCACACCAAGGAGGCCGUCGACCCUAUCGUGGAGCUGUCCCUGAAGUACCUCAAGGAGCAAGGCUUCACCAAGGUCGGUGCGGUGGGCUACUGCUUCGGUGCCAAGUACGUGGUCCGCCACUACAAGGACGGCAUCAAGGUCGGCUACGUCGCCCACCCGUCCUUUGUCGAUGAGGACGAGCUGGCAGCCAUCACCGGUCCUCUGUCCAUCGCCGCCGCCGAGACCGAUGAGAUCUUUCCUACCGAGAAGCGCCACAAGUCCGAGGAGAUCCUGGCCAAGGUUGGCCAACCCUACCAGAUCAACCUCUACAGCGGUGUCGUCCACGGCUUCUCGGUCCGCUGCGACACGUCCAAGAAGAUUGAGCGAUGGUCCAAGGAGCAGGCCUUCCUGCAGGCCGUUGCAUGGUUCGAUGAGCACCUCCUUUGA